This is a messenger RNA of Diorhabda sublineata, 1321 nucleotides long. It is a transcript of the gene mRpL23, whose product is annotated as 39S ribosomal protein L23, mitochondrial. Gene Ontology annotation, biological process: mitochondrial translation. The transcript has 3 exons. Lineage: Eukaryota; Metazoa; Arthropoda; Insecta; Coleoptera; Chrysomelidae. Gene Ontology annotation, molecular function: structural constituent of ribosome. Gene Ontology annotation, cellular component: mitochondrial large ribosomal subunit; ribosome. The record is from RefSeq and is a predicted model, not a curated record. Bases 160 to 615 code for a protein of 151 amino acids.
GUUGGUGAGAAUAGGAAGAGUAGCAGAACAGUAACUGACUGUAUAGUCUAAGUAUCUCGAUAUCAUUUAAACCGUUAAAAAAGAAGAAGAAUAUAGCCAAAAAAACAUGAAUCUAUAAUUCAUAUAAUAAAAGUGCACCCUAUUUAAUUUUGCUUAAACAUGUCUACUCGUUGGUAUCCUUUGUAUCAGAAAGGAGGGCCUCAAUUACGAGUUUUUUUACCAAAUUUCUGGAUGAAACUUGUGAGGCCUCCGCAUGCCCAACCUUCUAAUGUUGUAGUAUUUUCAUGUUCAAUGGAAAUGACUAAAUAUGAUAUUAAAAACUAUAUGGAAAAAAUUUACAACGUAAAGUGUGCAGAUGUACGAACUAGAAUUCAUAUGCCGAAAACGCGAAGAGAACCUACUCAAGGAUAUGUUAUUAAGGAUGAUGAUAUUAAAUAUGCAUAUAUAACAUUGAUGAAAGGUGAAGAAUUCCAAUUUCCAGAUUUAUUUGAAAAUAUUGAAAACAAGGAACAUGAAGAUCAUGAGAAAGCUUUGAAGCAAGCCAAAGAAGGUUAUCAAGAAUUUUUAAAUAAAAACAAAGAUAGACAAAAUAUGCCCGGAUGGUUUACUGUAUAGGUUUAAAUAAUAGAUGGUAGAUAUAGAAUUCAAUAAAAAUGUUUUGUUAGUAUGUUUAAUUAUUUCAACAUAUAUUAAACUAAAUACUUGAGAAAACAAAUGAUACCUAUAAUCAACUCAGUCAUUCUCUCUGCAUAUAACUUAGCACCAACAAAAUGUUAAUGCCUCUGAUAAAAUUGAAUUAACCAAAAGAAUUUUAUAAAGUGAUUUGUUAGAUUAGUAUUUUUGUUAAAUAAAUCCAUAGAGAUGAAGAAGUUACCUUAGAUAAAAAAGCAUAUCAAUCUGAUCUAUGCAGUGAAAAUGUGUUGCAAGCCAUUUUAUAAUUUAUUAAAUCGAAAAUAUGAUCAAAAACAAACUAAAAUGCGAAGAAAAAAUGUUGGAACUUCAAAGCAACAGUAACCAUUCUUUCAACUCUGAUACACGAUAUUUUAGUUUAUGGUACACUUAACUUAUAAUUAACCAACAAGUGCGGGUUGAAGAAAGAUCUUUAUAUACAGAUUCAAGUUGGGGCAUAUACCUUGCAAAAAUGUCCGAGGAUAUGACCAAAAUACAAAAAUGCCUGGGCAUUUAUGUAUUUCUUGAAAAAAUAUUGAUUUUUGUCAUUUAAUGAUACUUAUUGAUGAAUCUGGUUUAAUGGUAUAUUAUUGAUAAAGUUUUUUGUAAAAUCUUCAUAUAUUUAGUUCAAUAAACUAAUUUGUAUUUAUAA